AUGAAAGUGAAUUCCUCCUUUAAGAAAGAUAAAUUAUUAUUUAUCAUUUUGAUAACCAUUCAAGUUAUUUUAGGGUCAUAUUUUAUUUCUCUUCAAUUCAUGGAAUUUUCUUAUUUCAUUCAAUAUUUAAUCACUUUAAUAGUUUACAUUAAAUUGAUCUAUUCAACAACAGAGUUGAAUCAACAACAAAACCACCACCACCACCACCAUCAACAACAACAACUAGAUCGUUUAGCAACAUUUUCAUUAAAAUUUCUAGAAUUUCAUAAUCAUGCACAUCGACGUAUUGAUGGUAGUUGUUGUGGUCGUCCUAAACAAUCAUCAUCUUCAUUAAUAACUACUAUAAAAAUAGAAACAGAAAUAUGUAAAGCAGAAUGUGCAUUAGAAUUUCGUAUUUGUAUUGAACCUUAUACAGUAAUUAAUAUAUUAUCGAAUAAUACAAAAAUUUAUAAUGGUCCUUGUAUGUACGGUGAAGUAUAUACUGGUCAUUGGGGUAAUACAGAUAUUACAUAUGGAUUAUUAGAAGCCAGUGUACACUCUAUUGGAAUUAUACAUCCAUGGCCGAAAAUCCAUCACAAAUGA
Messenger RNA from Schistosoma haematobium, 582 nucleotides. RefSeq lists its product as uncharacterized. The coding region runs from base 1 to 582 and encodes 193 amino acids. NCBI's taxonomy places the organism in Eukaryota, Metazoa, Platyhelminthes, Trematoda, Strigeidida, Schistosomatidae. Gene Ontology annotation, biological process: Notch signaling pathway; multicellular organism development. The transcript is spliced from 2 exons. Gene Ontology annotation, cellular component: membrane. The record is from RefSeq and is a predicted model, not a curated record.